GAAUCAGAUUCUCCAGUUUUCUCGGAUUCUCCAGUUUUCUCGGAUUCUCCUGUUUUCUCGGAUCCUCCUGUUUUCUCAGAUUCUCCUGUUUUGUCGGAUUCUCCUGUUUUCUCAGAAUCUCCCGUUUUUUCGGAUUCUCCCGUUUUCUCGGAUUCUCCUGUUUUCUCGAAUUCUCCUGUUUUCUCAGAUUCUCCUGUAUUCUCGGAUUCUACUGUUUUCUCGGAUUCU
Molecule: messenger RNA, 228 nt
Organism: Lottia gigantea (owl limpet)
Lineage: Eukaryota; Metazoa; Mollusca; Gastropoda; Lottiidae
Exons: 1
Source: RefSeq, a predicted model, not a curated record